Panicum virgatum (switchgrass) is the source of this 1539-nucleotide messenger RNA. RefSeq lists its product as uncharacterized. Lineage: Eukaryota; Viridiplantae; Streptophyta; Magnoliopsida; Poales; Poaceae. The transcript is spliced from 7 exons. The record is from RefSeq and is a predicted model, not a curated record. The coding region runs from base 63 to 752 and encodes 229 amino acids.
CGGUUUCUCUUUCUCCUCCCGAAAUCUUCCCCCCGCAUCCCUUCACGAGAUCCUCCUCCUCGAUGCCGCCGAGGAGGCGGCGGCGAGCGCCCCCCACCGAACCGCAGCCGGAGGAGCCUCCAGACGCCGACGCGUCGUUGGAGGAGCGGCUGGCAUGGGAAAGCCACCAAGAAAGUGAACGCCAAAUUAUUGCCAUCAAAGCGAUCAAAGAAGCAGAAGCUGGGGACAUACGUUCUCGGUUGCAAUUGGUGCGGUCCUACUUAUCCAAGGAGCAGCUAGAGGCAAAUGCCUUGGAAUAUUUUCAGGAGAACUUGCCCAAUCUAUCAGUUGUCCCUAAUGAAAAAUAUGAUGUGCUUGAGCUGAAAUGGAAUGAUGGAGAAAGAUGCAUAAUUGGAGAAUUUGUAGAUGACAAGAUUCUGCAAGCCUCGAUUGCAUCAUUGCCAACUGCUGGUGGCCUUCAGUUCCCAGGAGUUUCAGUUGGAAAGGACUUCUAUAAGCACACUAGCAGUUUCAGUGAUUUUUCUUGGAGUGAGCUACCUGAAGGCCAAAUGGCAGGAGCAGGAGAUGCUUUUCAGACACCUGAGGUCGUGAGUAACCAGCUGUCCUUGGGCAUGACACCAAAAACCGUAAGGUUACCCAAGAAUGGUGAGAUGCUCCUAUCUGUGCAUGGUUCACCUCUUGGGGUCUACAAAGAAGAAAAUUUAGAAGCUAUUCAGGAAUUUGGUAAUGGAACUGAAGACGCUCCCAGCUAAUGCGCUAGGAUGUUACCAGCCCUCGAGUCCUUGACAAUAACCUAAGUGCUGCUAAUCAAGAGUUUGACUCUGCACUCUGUUAACUAAUCCUGUUGUGCUGCCAACGGGUGGCUAGUAAAAUGGACUACAGCUGACACUGACAAUUCAAGUAUCGUGAAUCACUCGGUCUUGAAUGUUUAUACAGGCAGGAAUUGAUGUGGGGUUCAAUCCGUUCUUUUUUCAGUUCCUUUCUUCAUCUUUCCUUGAAUCUUUACGAAACAGGGUGCCAACUGCCAACUCCUUUUUUGUGCAGAAGAUAAACUGGGAAAGAGCCCUGGCUUUAUUUUAUUUAGGUAACUCCGUAAAUUUGAUGAAUCAUGUUUUAGGGUGCCAUCUUUAUUCAGCUGAAACGGUGUAUCAAGGGCUUGGGCACUGUUCGUCAAAAAAAUCAGUUGAGCAAGAGUUGCUCCGUGCAGAUCUAGCCGUUGAGUCACAAGUGUAUAUGUUUGCUGGAUGUAGAAAACCUUCAGAUGUUCCACGGCCCGUGGCCCCGUGCAACCUCUUGCUCCACGCAUGGCUGGAAGCCUGAGAUAAUUCAUCGUGUGUGAAGAAAACCCUGUCACAAGACGAGGAGAGCUCUGUUGGUGCUGUACUGACCUCCCAUUCUCAUCCAGGACGGCACCGAAUGGAAGAUUAGAAGCUGACAAGCUGUCAUGCAGAACUGUGAUGUUUCGUUUUACACACGGUUGCAUCCUGUGUGUAAUUGUGAGAUGAUAAAAGUGAAACUGUCACUCUUCGACUCUACGUA